AUGUUCAAACAAGCUUAUAGAGUAUCUAGACUGACACAAAGGAGAUCAUAUGUAUUAAGUGGUGUUAGUAAUAGAAUUACAUUUAAUAAUUUUAAGAUUCAUAAUAAUGUAUUCAGGAGGCAAUUGAGUAUGACUAAAACUAUUUAUGAACCCCAGUCGUUAAGGUCCUCAUUACUAAUAAACAAUAUUACAUCAAAUGAGAGUGAUAAAGAUAUAGGGAAACAAACAGAUAGUGAUAACAAUCAAAAUAUACAGAAUAUCUUACAAGCGAAGAAUAAUAGUACAUUUGAUGAGGAAGAUGAAACUCCAAUCGACUUCAUGAACAAAUUGCCUGAGGAAUUGAUAUCUGGCGGAAACGGUUUUAAAUCCACGCUAGCAGAAAACGAAUUGGACACAUUGCAAUAUCAUGAAAUGUUAACAGCUAAUGGGUUUACUUCUGAACAAAGUCAAAUAAUCAUCGAUUUAAUGUUAGAGGUUUUGAAUGAAGAAUUUUUCAGGAAAUAUAACAGUAGGUUUUUAAGAACUGUAGAAUUAGAUAAUCAAUCACACUUAUUUCAUGUUGCAGAAACUGAGCUGCGGUAUACCAUUCAAAAUUCUAGAGAGACACAGUUGAAUGAUCAACAUCUCCAAGUUACAAAAUUAAGUAGAGAUCUUGACAGUUUGCAGGAUGAACUUCGUGAGUUAGCUAUAAAUUUUCUGGAAAAAGAUUCAAAAGUGGAUUUUAAUAAUCAAAAAAUUGAAAAUACUUCCUUACUUAAGGAUAUUAAAUUAGAAUUAGCAAAUUGUGACAAUAAAAUCAGUACCGCAAUUCUAGGGAAAACUAGAUCUGAAAUUGAACAUUUGAGAUGGUAUUGUACUAGAGCAGGAUUAUUCACUGUAAUUAUUUUGGUGUUGUUUGCGAUAUCUGGUAUAUCCAUAACACGUAAAAUAAAUGAACAAAAUGAUAAACCUAUCGAGGUUGUGUUGCAUACAGUCGAUAAGGAAGAGCAUGAAGAUAUUGCUGAUGAAUCAGCACCGAAAGCUGAAAAUAAUGAAGAGGAUUCUCAAAACUUUGAAGAAUAUUUUGGUACAAAAUUUGAUGAAUCAAAGAAAUAA
Tetrapisispora phaffii CBS 4417 is the source of this 1095-nucleotide messenger RNA. RefSeq names its product Put7p (gene PUT7). The record is from RefSeq and is a predicted model, not a curated record. Gene Ontology annotation, cellular component: mitochondrion. NCBI's taxonomy places the organism in Eukaryota, Fungi, Ascomycota, Saccharomycetes, Saccharomycetales, Saccharomycetaceae. The coding region runs from base 1 to 1095 and encodes 364 amino acids. The transcript has a single exon.